AUAGUAUAAUCAUAUGAAAUAAUGGGUAGUGUAUCAACAUAUACAUACAUAUAAUACUUACCAAUUUAUGGACAAAUUGAUCAUGAAAUAUUUAUUUGUCGGAUUUUUAAAUGCAUAUAUUUUAUUCGGAACCGUGAACGCUGAGUCAUGUAAACGGAAGUCAUCAUGCUCGUGUGAAUGCUCUCAAGGAAUCGUUGAUCUAAAGGCGCUUGGAACUACCAAUGGACCAAGAUAUAAAGAUGUUCUUGCCUUGGACCAGAUGAAAUACUCCUAUAACCCCUGUGACCCUUUUACGGAGACUGAUCCCGGAGCCUUUGCAGACUUUUGCUACGAUGUCGCCGCGUGCCAGAUUAUCGGCGAUGUAGGCACGUUCCAGUUCUAUGAUACAGGGACACAAGAUUCAGUGACGUUUUACACAGAAAAUGCCAACAAUGUAGGACUGCAGUUGGACACGGAUGUUGUUAUUGCAAAAUAUACGUCAGGUGAUGCUGUAAGACAAACAGAGGUUAUUCUUGUGUGCAACGAUCAAGAUUCGAAUACGGCAUUCGAUUCACUUGGUGAAAUAACAAAUACCCCACCCACUUAUAGAUUUGUACUCGUGUCUCCAGAGUGUUGUUUUGGAAAUGGUUCAAGCGGAUCAGGUCUGAGCGGCGGUUCUAUACUGCUUAUCAUAGCAUUUUCAAUUCUUGGUGCAUAUCUCAUAGUAGGCCUUAUCGUGAAGAAGUUUGUUUACAAGGAAUCUGGGAAAGAAUUAAUCCCUAACACAGCUUUCUGGUUUGCACUACCUUCAUUGAUAAAAGACGGAUGUGUUUGUAUCUACAAGAAAGAAGGGGGAAGGGAUCGGGAUACGAUGAAAUAUUUAUUUGCCGGAUUUUUAAAUGCAUAUAUUAUAUUCGGAAUCGUGAACGCUGAGUCAUGUAAACGGAAGUCAUCAUGCUCAUGUGAAUGCUCUCAAGGAAUCGUCAAUUUAAAGGCGCUCGGAACCACAGAUGGACCAAGAUAUAAAGACGUAACUGGUUUAGACCGCCUGUUUUAUUCAUAUAAUCCCUGUGACCCUUUCUCGCAGACGUAUCCCGGAGCCGUUGCAGAAUUUUGCAACAUGGUUGCGGCAUGUCAGAUUAUAGGCCAAUCAGGUGUGGUACAGUUUUAUGAUGCAGGGACGCAAGAUUCAGUGACGUUCUACACAGAAAAUGCUAACAAUGUAGGACUGCAGUUGGACAAUGACGUUGUAAUUGCAAAAUAUACGUCAGGUGAUGCUGCAAGACAAACUGAGGUUAUUCUUUUAUGCAAUGAUCUGGAUUCCACCACGUCAUUCGAUGCUCUUGGAGAAAUACCAAAUACCCCGCCCACAAUAAGACUUCUACUUAUUUCUCCAGAAUGUUGUUUUCGGAGCGCAGUCGGAUCAGGUUUGAGCGGUGGCUCUGUACUUCUUAUUGUGUAGGUAUAGCUGUUUGCAGGACAUUAGCGCUAUUUUAUU
Mercenaria mercenaria is the source of this 1477-nucleotide messenger RNA. RefSeq lists its product as uncharacterized. The transcript is spliced from 13 exons. The record is from RefSeq and is a predicted model, not a curated record. NCBI's taxonomy places the organism in Eukaryota, Metazoa, Mollusca, Bivalvia, Venerida, Veneridae. Bases 68 to 1441 code for a protein of 457 amino acids. Gene Ontology annotation, cellular component: trans-Golgi network.